Molecule: messenger RNA, 1194 nt
Organism: Cottoperca gobio
Lineage: Eukaryota; Metazoa; Chordata; Actinopteri; Perciformes; Bovichtidae
Gene: prkrip1
Product: PRKR interacting protein 1
Exons: 1
Coding region: 136-705 (189 amino acids)
Biological process (GO): negative regulation of protein kinase activity
Cellular component (GO): nucleolus
Molecular function (GO): protein kinase binding; protein kinase inhibitor activity; double-stranded RNA binding
Source: RefSeq, a predicted model, not a curated record
UGUAUUUUCUUGAAAAAAGCCACUAUUAAAAAAAGAGUUCAAUAGUUAUUUACAGGUAACAGAAGCCCUCAAGUACUUCCGGGGCGACUUGAGCAAAGAGGAAGAAGACGGCAGCUGUGUUGAAAGGUUUGAAACAUGGCGGCGCACACUCAGAAGAAUAACAAGUCGGGGAAACCUGGAGGAAAGGAGUCCCAGCCCCUGAUAAUCGCCAAAACUCCGGCGGAGGAACAGCGCCUGAAGUUGGAGAGAUUAAUGCGGAACCCGGAUAAGCCCGCUCCCAUCCCGGACCGGCCGAAAGAAUGGAACCCGCGAGCUCCUCCGGAGUUCGUCCGAGAUGUGAUGGGCUCCAGCGCCGGUGCAGGCAGCGGGGAGUUUCAUGUUUACCGGCAUCUCCGACGCAGGGAGUACCAGAGGCAGGACUUUCUGGACAAGAUAGCAGAUAAACACGGUGAGGACCUGAACUACCUGGAUAAGGUGGAGCAAAACAAACAAACAGCCAAGGACAGAACGGCAAAGCGCAAGAAGAAGCGGGAGAAGCUGAGGCACAAAAAGCUGAUGGCGAAGCAGGCAAAACUAGAGUCCAAAAACAAGGGAGAAGACGAAGUCGAGAAGAGCUCAGAAAGCAGUGAAGAAGACGAGGACAAGGAGGAAAGGGAGGCGGAAGAUGAUGCCGAGGCUCCCAGCUUCAUCAUGGGGAGGAAGUGAUGCCUUCUGUCUCCUGGAAGGUGACUGCCAGGACAGGGUACUGGUGUUGAUGCUCCCUGGUAGUGUCUUUGUGAGUGAUUGUUCAUGAAGCCAUGGGGAGAUGGAGACCAGAAUCGCAUAACGACCUCUGAAAUAAGCAAAAAGAAACUCAGUUGGAUCCAGUGCCCAGUACAAGACAAUGUGCUCCCUAUUCUACUUCCAGGAAAUAGCUGGAUGGACUGCCUUGUUAAAUAGUCAGGAAGCCCCUCACACAAUCUCCCAGCUGGGAAAGCGACAUGUUGAGACGCUUUCAUUUUGCUUUCCAUACUAUCUGUGAAGUAUUUGUAGUUUCAGCUAGCAGGUCAGGUGUCAUGUCAUCUGUCUUCAGGGCUUGAGUUUGCCAAAAAUGUAUCAAGUUUUCAGAAUUUGGACUUUAUUGAAUUGCUGAAUCAUUGGGGAUGCUCAUUUUAAUGUUUGGUUUUAAUAAAAAAAUGUGACUAUACAUGGACA